Molecule: messenger RNA, 1959 nt
Organism: Tarenaya hassleriana
Lineage: Eukaryota; Viridiplantae; Streptophyta; Magnoliopsida; Brassicales; Cleomaceae
Product: PHD finger protein EHD3-like
Exons: 5
Coding region: 221-1756 (511 amino acids)
Source: RefSeq, a predicted model, not a curated record
UUUGGAAAAAAAAACGAUUCAAAGAUAAGGGAGCCCGGGAUUUGUACAGCCGGAGCUCGUCGGAGGCCCGAAGGAUUCGUUCAUCCUCUCUGAUUUCUAGGGUUUUGUUCCUUGGUGGAUUCGGGGGUUCGGAUCUAUUCUCUCAGUAAGAUGGAAGGGUGAAACCCUAGUUCUGGAGUGUGAGGGAAGAUGGUCAUGGAGUAAGGCAAAAUGAAUAGUGAUGGUACAGACUACGGAGAGCAAUCAACCAACACAUUUCGUGAAAAGUGAAACGCAGAAGAAUAACUGUUGUAUCAGAGUUGGUGUUAUGGGUGAUUCUGCUAUUGCAAGGUCUGGAAGUAGUAAAGAGAUACGAACGUACAAGCGCAGGAAAAAUGGGAGGUUGAGCCAUCAGGAGUAUGUGGCUUGCGAUUUUGGCGGCCAGAGGUACCCUUUAGAAGAAAGACCAGAUUCUACAGGAACUUGUAUUACUGAUAAACUCCCUGAGGUUGUCAGUGCAAAUAAAACCUCAAAUGGAUCGGUUUGUGAUACUACGACAGUGCGCUGUCAACGUGUUCUUUCGAAUGUUUUAGCUUCAGAGGAGUUUGCAUCAUUAAGUAAGUUGCUUACCAGAAAUCUUCAAGGAAUCAGGGUUGAAAACCUUCUGUCCACGAGUUUGAUAGCCACCAGGAUGAAUGCGGGACUUUACGAACAUUCACCUAUGCUUUUUUCAGCCGAUAUUCAAGAGGUCUGGAAGAAAUUGCUUUCUGUUGGAAAUGAAAUGUCUUUUCUUUGUAAUAGGCUCUCAGAGCUUUCAAGGACCUCCUAUGCUGAACAGUUCCAUUCUAGCAUAACAGAGUCUCAUCCAAAAGCACAUAACGUGGGAAAUGAUGGGAUCGUUGACGUUUGCAAGCUAUGUGGAGAAAAGGCAGAGGUGAGAGACUGUUUAGCAUGUGAUCAUUGCGAGGAUAUGUACCAUGUCUCAUGUGUACAGCCUGCUGGGAAGGGAAUACCGAAGAAGAGUUGGUAUUGUUUAAAUUGCACAUCUAAGGGAAUUGGAUCACCUCAUGAGUGUUGUGUAGCUUGUGAAAGGUUGAAAUCUCGAAGGGUAAAGAUGGAUAAUAGCAGUGUUGAUAUCAAUACAGCAUUCGAAGAAGAUUCAAAUGAAUUGGAAGAGAACUCAAGUAGCAACAUGGACCAUGACCAUGACCAUGACCAUGACCAUGGGGUUCAUCGUCAUUCAGAAGGGGAGAAAGACUCCGAAGUCUGUCAGAUAUGUGGAACUGAGGUGGAGAAUGGUGGAAGGUUCAUCACAUGUGAUCAUCCAUACUGCCCGCACAAAUAUUACCACAUCAGGUGCCUGACAUCGAGGCAGAUAAAACUACAUGGUGUCCGUUGGUACUGCCCCUCUUGUUUAUGCAGGAACUGCCUUAUCAACAAAGACGACGAUAAGAUAGUUCUGUGUGAUGGUUGUGACGAUGCAUACCACAUCUAUUGCAUGAAACCUCCACUCACAUCGGUUCCGAAAGGGAAGUGGUUCUGCACUGGUUGUGAAGCCGCGAUCCAGAAGGUCCGGAAAGCGAGAAAGGCGAUUGAGAAGAUGGGGAACCUGCAGGAACGGAAAAGCAGGAGAGAAAUCUGGAAUCUCGAGAGGAAACUGAGAGAGAAUGGUGCUGAAGAGGAGGAGGAUAUACGUGCUGGAGGAAUGGACAUGCUUCUGAAUGCAGCUAACACUCUGAAAGAUCAAGAACAGAACAGAUAUGAGCUCAUGGAAUGAAAGAUUGAUUUAAAAAAAAAAAGACAGUAAAAUUCUUCAUAACUCUCACUCAGGUUUCAUUCUCUACACAUCCUUCAUUCUUUUUCUUCUCUUUUUCUUUCUCUGAUCUUACAGUAUUAUAAUUGUGAUUAUAUUGCUCAUUUUCAGACUAGGGUGGUUAGAUCUCUAGGUGGAUUAACCAACUGAAACCCAUGCUUUUUCUU